Brassicogethes aeneus is the source of this 852-nucleotide messenger RNA. NCBI's taxonomy places the organism in Eukaryota, Metazoa, Arthropoda, Insecta, Coleoptera, Nitidulidae. The record is from the annotation of a GenBank genome assembly.
AUGUCGGGAGGAUUAGAGGUGUUGUCCCUCAAAGAGGACGAUGUCACCAAGAUGCUGGCCGCCGGCACGCACCUAGGUACCGCCAACGUAAACUUCCAAAUGGAACAGUACGUUUACAAGCGCCGUAGUGACGGUGUUCACAUUAUUAACCUACGUAGGACUUGGGAGAAGCUUCUCCUGGCCGCCAGGGCCAUCGCGGCCAUCGAGCACCCCGCCGAAGUUUUCGUCAUCAGCUCCAGGCCUUACGGGCAAAGGGCUGUGCUGAAAUUUGCCGCCUACACCGGAGCCACUCCCAUUGCUGGAAGAUUCACUCCUGGUGCGUUCACCAAUCAAAUUCAGCCGGCUUUCCGCGAGCCCAGGCUUUUGAUCGUUACCGACCCGGCCUUCGAUCACCAGCCCAUCACCGAAGCUUCGUACGUAAACAUUCCCGUCAUCGCUCUGACCAAUACCGACUCGCCUUUGAGAUUCGUUGACAUUUCCAUUCCCGGAAACAACAAAUCUCCGCACAGCAUCGGUCUUUUGUGGUGGCUCUUGGCCAGAGAAGUUAUGCGUCUUCGCGGGGCUAUCCCAAGGGAAACCAAGUGGGACGUGGUGGUGGAUCUUUUCUUCUACCGCGAGCCGGAAGAGGCCGAGAAGGAGGAGCAAGCGGCCAAAGAGGCCGUCGCCGUGAAGGCUGAAGUUCCGGUGCGUCCGGUCGAGAUCGAUUUCGAUGCGGAACCCACCGAUUACACCGCGGAAAAGCCGGUGGUGGCGCCGUUCGCGGCCGACACCAAGCUCGACUGGGUCGCUGAGACCGAGGACUUGGCCGCCAGCCAGGGCACCAACUGGGGCAAGAGCACCUGGACCAGUUAA